Penicillium angulare is the source of this 1209-nucleotide messenger RNA. RefSeq names its product DNA-directed RNA polymerase I subunit RPA43. The record is from RefSeq and is a predicted model, not a curated record. Gene Ontology annotation, cellular component: RNA polymerase I complex. Gene Ontology annotation, biological process: DNA-templated transcription initiation. The coding region runs from base 1 to 1209 and encodes 402 amino acids. The transcript has a single exon. Lineage: Eukaryota; Fungi; Ascomycota; Eurotiomycetes; Eurotiales; Aspergillaceae.
AUGGCUGUCGACGCAAUGGAUAUCGAUAAUUCCCCUGUGACAACUCCAGAGGUUGAGCGCAAACGCAAACACAAAAAGCAAGAUCCUUCAUCUCCAACGAAGAAGCGCAAAGCCGAUAAAUCUUCUAAAUCUAAAAGCAAGAAGGAUCAAUCUUCUGAAAUCACCGACGAAAACCCCGAGUCCCCCUUCUCGCUCACAAAGGCUACUCUAUACCUGCCUCUUGCGCCAAUCUCCAUCUCUCCAACUCAUGCAUUGGCCUCUCUUCAGGCGGAGCAUCUCGCCCCGCUUCUCUUAACCUACUUCCCACCUUUAAAAGGUGUGGUAAUGGCAUACUCCAACGCUUCAAUCUCUAGUAAACCGCCUUCUCCAAACCCUCGUCAAUCCAACACAGAAAAUCCCGCCCCGCUCACCAUGGCCAAGACGGCUGACGAGUACGGUGUCCUCUACGUUUACCUCACUGCGACGUUCCUUAUCUUCCGUCCUAAGCGUGGCCAAACUCUAGAGGGAUGGGUGAAUGUUCAAUCAGAGGGGUUCCUCGGCGCUGUGGUCUCCAACCUUUUCUCCGUGGGUAUUGAGCGCAAGCGUCUCCCUACAAACUGGAAAUGGGUUCCGCCUGGCGAGGAGGGAGAGGAUUCACCUGAUGGAAGUGAUGCUAUUAAAGAUGCAACGACAGAUGAUGAGUCCGGACGAAGUGAGAAGGCUGUUUUCGAUGCUGAGAAGGAACAUUUCCAGCCUUCUGCGCUGGCUAUCGAUGAGCUGGAUCUGGGUGAAGAUGAAGAGGCUGAGGCUGCUUCUGGUUACUUCCAGUCUGUUUCUGGCCAUCGGGUGCGUGGGGUUGUGAAGUUCCGGGUUGUUGAUAUUGAUGUUAUUCCUGGGUCGGAGAGGGAUCGAGGCUUCUUGAGUAUUGAGGGAACGAUGCUGGAACCGGUUGAGGAAGAGAAGUUGGCUUUUGCGGAACACCAUGGACAGUCUGUUCCUGCUGCUAUCUUUUCGGGGGAUUCUGAGUCUGCCUCUUCUUCGCAGAGGAAGUUUGAGCGUGUCAUUCCUAUUUCUGCUACGCCGGCUGCUGAGGUCGUUGAUGUUGCUGAUGUUGAGCUGGAGCCGAGUGAGAAGGUUCAGAAGAAGGAGAAGAAGGAAAAGAAAGAAAAGAAGGAAAAGAAAGAGAAGAAGGAGAAGAAAGAGAAGAAAGAAAAGAAGGAGAAGAAUUAG